Triticum turgidum subsp. durum (durum wheat) is the source of this 951-nucleotide messenger RNA. Lineage: Eukaryota; Viridiplantae; Streptophyta; Magnoliopsida; Poales; Poaceae. The record is from the annotation of a GenBank genome assembly.
AUGGCUUCUGCUCCUUGUCUUAGCUUACUGGUGCUCGUGGCAAUGGCCUCCGCGGCAUCGGCGCAGCUGUCGCCGACGUUCUACCUCGCAUCGUGCCCGAGCGCGUUGUUCAUCAUCCAAACUGCGGUCCAGGCCGCAGUGAAUAGCGAGCCCCGCAUGGGGGCGUCGCUGGUCCGGCUUCACUUCCACGACUGCUUUGUCGAUGGAUGUGACGGGUCCGUUCUGUUGGCAGACACGGGGAGCUUCGUCGGCGAGCAGGGGGCUGCUCCCAACGCCGGUUCCAUUCGAGGAAUGAACGUCAUCGACAACAUCAAGACCCAGGUCGAGGCCGCCUGCACGCAGACCGUCUCCUGCGCCGACAUCCUCGCCGUCGCCGCCCGUGACUCCGUCGUUGCGCUGGGAGGGCCAACAUGGCCUGUUCUUCUGGGGAGGAGGGACUCCACGACCGCAAGCAAGACCAAUGCAGAAAAUGACCUCCCACCUCCUACCUUCGACCUCCAAAACCUCACGACCGCGUUCGCCAACAAGCAGCUCAGCAUAACAGACAUGGUUGCGCUCUCAGGCGCCCACACGCUCGGACAAUCGCAGUGCCGGUUUUUCAGGAACAGGAUCUACAACGAGGCCAACAUCAACACGGCCUUCGCGACGGCGCUCAAGGCCAACUGCCCCCAGUCCGGCGGCGACAGCAGCCUGGCGCCGCUGGACACAGCGACGCCCAACGCUUUCGACAACGCCUAUUACAGCAACCUGAUUUCGCAGAAGGGGCUCCUACACUCGGACCAGGCGCUGUUCAAUGGCGGCGGUGCCGACAACACGGUCAUGAGCUUCGCGUCCAGCGCAGCGACAUUCAACAACGCCUUCGCCACAGCCAUGGUGAAGAUGGGGAACAUUGCGCCAAAGACUGGGACGCAGGGGCAGAUCAGGCUCGUCUGCUCCAAGGUCAACUCGUAA